AGCCGAUAACAGUCAGUAUUCUUAUAAAAUACAAUAAUUAACGAGAACAAUCUGACCCUAUUCCUAUCAGGUUAAUUAAUAAUUGUGUUGAUUCAUUAAUUGUACAAAUGCAAAGUGAGCCCAAGCAGCCAGGCUGUGUUAAUCCCAUGGUUAAUCCUCAUUAGGGGGGGCUUUUUCUAUUUAGUUAAGAAGUCCCGGAUCCCUCUGCAGACCCACUACUCUGAUUGGAUCUGACUGGAUCAUGUGACGCUGUUUCUUAACCUGAAGGAGGAGCUCUGCCUGUUUCACAACAAAGCCGCAGAUAGCAAGUUUCAUAACGAUGACAGCGGAAAACACAUUUAUGUAAUGAAGUUAAAACUCACACAGCUGAAUAACUGCUAAGGAAGCUAAUUCAAGGUUCAUUUGAUUCAGUUCGAGCACCAAUCAGCGUGCAGGAUAGAAACCCAAAGCAGAGUGUGCUGGAAAAACAUGAACAUCCACACAAAUGAGAAGCUAGGACUGAUUUGAGUGAUCAGCACGUGGCCUCAGGAAUCGACUCAAUCCAGAUUGUAGAAGAUGGCAGAGAAUCCAAAAGGCGGCUCUGGAGACUUUGCUAAGAAAGUCCAGCGUCGGCUGAGUCGAGGCAAAGAGAAGGUGCUGCAGAGACUGGGGAAGACGACGGAGAGCCGGGACGAGCAGUUUGAGUACUUCCUGCUGCAGUUCAAUGAUCAGCAGACGGACGGGAACCGGAUCUACAAAGACCUGAGGAACUACAUCAACUCCGUCAGAGACAUGCGAGAGGCUUCGCGGCGUGUCUCCCAGUCUCUGUUCGACUCGUACGAGGCGGACUGGGCCGGAGAGGAAGACCUGGCAGGCAUCACGGAGGGAGAGGACCUGCUGUGGAACGACUUCGAGGUGAAGCUGCUGGACCAGGCCGUCCGCACCAUGGAGUCCUACGUGGGACAAUUCCCAGAUAUCAGGGAGAAGGUGGCGAAGCGCGGCAGGAAGCUGGUGGACUACGACUCCACCCUGCACCACCUGGAGGCUCUGCAGAGCGCCAAGAAGAGGGACGACGUGAAGAUCAUCAAGGCCGAAGAGGAGAUGCAUGAAGCCAGGAGUGUUUAUGAGAGCAUCAACUCCGAGCUGAAGGACGAGCUGCCGGUGAUCUUCGACAGCCGCGUCGGGUGCUUCGUGUCGGCCUUCUCUGCUGUUUCACAUUUAAGGAACACCUUCUUCAAGGAGAUGAGCACGCUGAACCUGGAUCUGCAGAGCGUGAUCAAGGAGCUGCAGGCUCAGCAUCCGGAGAAAGUGUUCGCAGUGAAGGGUCUGCAGAGGUACGGGUCCCUGAAGAGACGGACCCUCACCUCCCCUAAAGCCUGGAAGUCCAGUUUCUCUGAGUUCCAUAAGAGCUACAGCCCCAAGCCGUCCCGCUUCAGCUUCAGGUCUCCGGACAAACCGCGGCACAGCACCCUGUCCCGAGAGAGCAGCACCUCCCUGCCCACCUCCCCCCAACCCUCCUCCUACAACUCCUCCCCCCACUUCCCCCCCCAGGAGGACCUGCAGGAGGACCUGGACGCUGCAUCCAAUCACAACGAGAGCAUCAGUCCUCCAGCAGAGGAGGUCCAGCAGGAGGAGGGGAAGCCAGAGGAGACUCCUGCAGAGCCUCAGGAGGAGAAAGAGGGGAAGAAAGAGCGGGAGAAGGAGGAGGCGAAGGACAGCAGCUCUGAGGGAAACCCUUCCUGUGAUUCUGAGAGUCUGGAGCUGCAGCUGAGUGCCGCCGAGGAGACGCUGCACAUCCAGGAGGAAGAGGAGGAGGAGAAAGGAGGAGGUGGAGGAAGAGGAGGAGGAGGAGGGGGUCUGAAGGAGAACAGGCUGCAGAAUGGAGACGGAGUCGGGGUCAUCUCUGAUGGACAGGAGGUCAGAAACAAGGUGGCAGAGAAACCAGCGUCUCCGGACUCAAAGAGCACAGACGUCUAAAGAGAUUAG
Messenger RNA from Trematomus bernacchii (emerald rockcod), 1965 nucleotides. It is a transcript of the gene bin2a, whose product is annotated as bridging integrator 2a. The record is from RefSeq and is a predicted model, not a curated record. Gene Ontology annotation, biological process: podosome assembly; phagocytosis, engulfment; plasma membrane tubulation. Gene Ontology annotation, molecular function: phospholipid binding; protein binding. NCBI's taxonomy places the organism in Eukaryota, Metazoa, Chordata, Actinopteri, Perciformes, Nototheniidae. Gene Ontology annotation, cellular component: plasma membrane; podosome; phagocytic cup.